AUGCCUUCAUCAGAGCCUCCACUUCUCCGACUACGCCACCCUACUCACGUUCCGCCGCACGAGCUCUUCCCUCAAAACUGGGAAGUCGGAGACGGAGUCAUCGUCUUUCGCACACGUCGUGGGGUGCUGCCCUUCCUCCGUGAGGAGGACUGGGCGUGGGCGCUCGCUCGCGCUGAUGCGGUGGAGGUUGAUGUGUGGUGUCUUGGGCCGCCGCGCAUUGGUGGCCCUCGUGGUCCACGCGGUCCUCCACCUUGGGACCCCGACUGGGACGAUCGUUGGGAGUGCGACUCUGCCUGCGCCUACGAGUCGGACAAUGAUGACUCCUCUUGCCCUUACCAUGGCCAUUAUGCAGCUCUGCGGGCAGACUAUGUGGCAUUCGAGAACGCUCCCCGAACCCCUUGCAUAGACCUUGAAGCCAUCAAACGUGCCCUCAGCAAUAUCCGACGUGAGGUCCCACUCACUGUCCUGCAUUCCAGGGAUCGGCCUCUCCCUACACACAUCCCGGCCACGGACAUGCUCAUCUUGCGUUUGGAUCCCAUGUGCGACUGCGCCUUUGAAGGAAGACCGGACUCGCCUCCCCCCUCAAGCCCAGACUAUACCUCUUCCUAUGAUCCUCUCCACUCUGCGUCCAAAGUGGAAGUUUGGGUUUCGCCCUUCCUUGACGACCCUGUCGGUGACCAAGGGGAGUGUAUCUGCGCGCUUGCAGCACGCACACUCUUGCCCUCCGUCAGACACCUGACCAUCUACGCACCGUCGGUACCUGACUCUAACGCCAACUUCAGCGCCAUGGCGGAGGGCCCCGGGCCUCGUUUCGGUGGGGAGACGUAUCCUGAUGGAACGGAGGUUCGUCAUCCUGAGCUCGAGGUCGAUCUGCGCCUGCAGGUUGUUCACGAGAGCGAGAGGACUCGGGAGCGCGUUCAAGCCUUUUCAGAUUACAUCGGAGCUUCUCCGGAGAGAUUCACCUUCACGCACGAUCCCAAGGCAGGAGAUCUCCCGUCCCUGCCGCCGCUGAAAUGCAUGCUCCUGAAAUUGUAG
Messenger RNA from Trichosporon asahii var. asahii CBS 2479, 1035 nucleotides. RefSeq lists its product as uncharacterized. Bases 1 to 1035 code for a protein of 344 amino acids. NCBI's taxonomy places the organism in Eukaryota, Fungi, Basidiomycota, Tremellomycetes, Trichosporonales, Trichosporonaceae. The record is from RefSeq and is a predicted model, not a curated record. The transcript is spliced from 2 exons.